This is a messenger RNA of Lasiosphaeria miniovina, 477 nucleotides long. RefSeq lists its product as uncharacterized. The record is from RefSeq and is a predicted model, not a curated record. NCBI's taxonomy places the organism in Eukaryota, Fungi, Ascomycota, Sordariomycetes, Sordariales, Lasiosphaeriaceae. The coding region runs from base 1 to 477 and encodes 158 amino acids. The transcript is spliced from 4 exons.
AUGGCGGCGCUCGCCACGACGCCUCACCCCGAUUUGUCUUUGAGUGGCCCACCCUCACAACACCACGGCACGACAUUCCUCUUCCUACCGAGUACCUAUUCUUCUUCCGGCCCAGAACUGCUGUUCCUCACAACCAAGGCCACGGUACCUCAGCUCGCACACCACUCUCAGCCAACACUUUCCGCCAAAAUCAGGCCUUCGGUACCCAAGCUUCUAGGGAAAGUUAUUAGCAUGCCUGCCAUGGACUCUCCCCAGCCCCGGCAGCAGGAACCUAUGGAGGUGACCAAUGGCGUUGUCAUGAAGCAGUUUAAAUCCGAACAACCUCCAACGGACGAAGUUAACAUGCGCGGUGGUGAUGACAUAAAACUUUCCGUCAAUCCCUGUGCCUGCUUCAAAAGCUGCAGCUCCGUCAUCACCGACUGCUUCUCCUCCGUCGGAAAAUGCUUCUCCGGAAAAUGCUGCUCCUGCGAUUUUUAA